Molecule: messenger RNA, 1338 nt
Organism: Lodderomyces oxycetoniae
Lineage: Eukaryota; Fungi; Ascomycota; Pichiomycetes; Serinales; Debaryomycetaceae
Gene: SKN7
Product: kinase-regulated stress-responsive transcription factor
Exons: 1
Coding region: 1-1338 (445 amino acids)
Biological process (GO): regulation of DNA-templated transcription; phosphorelay signal transduction system
Molecular function (GO): sequence-specific DNA binding; DNA-binding transcription factor activity; phosphorelay response regulator activity
Source: RefSeq, a predicted model, not a curated record
AUGUCCAGUAUUGGUCUAGACUCUACACUAGCGACCACGUUCAGCUCGAACCAGAGCGGGUCCAAUGAUUUUGUCAAGAAGCUAUUCCUCAUGUUGCAGGAGGAUAGCUAUAAAGAUAUUGUCAAGUGGACCGAGAACGGAGACAGUUUUGUUGUGCUCAAUACCAAUGCUUUCACCAAAGAGAUACUACCCCGUCAUUUUAAGCAUUCUAACUUUGCCAGUUUCGUAAGGCAGCUAAACAAGUACGAUUUUCACAAAGUGAAAGUGGCCAAUGAUGCCAGGCUGACGUACCCAUAUGGCGAGGAUGCGUGGGAGUUUAAGCACCCAGAUUUCAAGAUUAAUGAUCGAAACUCGUUAGAUAAUAUCAAGAGGAAAGGGCCAGGGAUUAAGAAACAGCUACAGCAGCAGCAGCAACUGCAAAAACAGCAAAACUAUCAUCAACAGCUACAUCAACAACACUCUAGUGUAAUCAACGGCAAGGUUGUAGCAGAGCACAGUCUAACGCAAUGCAAUCGCAACUGCGCCUACUUGAAGGAGCAGCUCAACCAGGUAAAAGAGAGUAAUCAGCAUCUUGUUCAAGAGAAUGCGAUGUUGCAGAAAAAGUACAAGACAUUAGUUGACCAUAUUGUUUCAAUCAACUCGUUCAAUGAGCGGUACUACCGGUCGAUGGGUGCGCUCAUCAAUGUGUUGGUACAAUCGGGGAUCAAGCUUCCUCCGUUGGACUUUCCGCCACCAAACAACUUUACCAGUCUGGCAAUAUCGCCACAUGGUUCUAUUGAUCUUGCCCAGGGGUACAUUCUUGAAGGGAAAGAAUGUGGUGGGGAUGCAACUGUAGCAGCACCAUCCACUGCAGCAGCAGCAUCCACUGUAGCAGCAGCAUCCACUGUAGCAGCAGCAUCUACUGGGACUAGUGAGUAUAUAGGGACGCCCCUUGCACCCACGUUCCAUGUGUUACUUGUCGAGGAUGACAAUGUUUGCAUUCAGUUGUGUCGCAAGUUUCUUGUCAAGUACGGGUGUCAGGUGACAGUAGUCACCGAUGGACUCAACGCCAUUUCCACGGUGGAACACACCAAGUAUGACCUAGUGUUGAUGGAUAUUGUGAUGCCCAACUUGGACGGCGCCACUGCCACCAGUGUGAUUCGAUCGUUUGACACCAAGACCCCGAUCAUUGCCAUGACGGGGAAUAUUGGCGACAACGAUUUAGUCACGUAUUUACAGAACGGGAUGAGCGAUAUACUAGCAAAGCCGUUUACCAAGGACGAUUUGUACUCGAUACUAUCGAAACAUUUAUUAAAAGAGGGAGAAGAGGAGCCGGCGAGUAAGAAGCAGAGACUAUGA